ACCCUGCAAGUGACAAUCCAUCGUUGCCGACUGCGAGUUUUAUUUACGCUACAAACGUUUCCAGCAAAAGUGCCGAAAUUAUUCCUUUCCUCAAGUUUCAAGUUGAAUUUUAAUAGUAAAUUAGUAUAACUGCAUCGCAAAAUGAUGUCCGCUGCACAGAAGCGUCCCUCGGACGCUUUGGUACCGGUUCCCCAAACGAAAAAGUCCCGCUCGGAUCUGAUGGCCUACACGGCAAAGGACAAACAGCUGCUGGAACAAAAUGACGUGGAACGGACAUCCAACUUGCUGGCGCCGAUCAUGCUGCUCGAGGGCCACGGAGGGGAAAUAUUCUCAACGGAAUUCCAUCCGGAGGGACAGCAUCUCGUUUCGACCGGAUUCGACAGGCAAAUCUUCCUCUGGAACGUCUACGGGGAAUGCGAGAACGUGGGCAUGAUGUCCGGCCAUUCCGGGGCCGUUAUGGAGGUGCACUUCUCGCCGGACGGCGGCAAUUUGUACACGUGUAGUACGGACAAAAUCGUCGCGGUUUGGGAUGUUCCCACCUGUACCAGGAUUCGGAAGUUGAAGGGACAUUCGCAUUUCGUUAAUAGCUGCAGUGGGGCAAGGCGAGGGCCUACCCUUAUUGUGUCCGGAUCGGACGAUUCCACGAUCAAGAUCUGGGACGCCAGGAAGAAAAACGUUCUUCACACGUUCGAUAAUGGCUAUCAAGUGACGGCGGUUUGCUUUAGCGAUACGGCUGAGCAGAUUAUCUCUGGAGGAAUCGAUAACGAGAUCAAAGUUUGGGACAUCCGGAAGAAGGAUGUGAUCUAUCGCCUGAGGGGACAUACGGAUACGAUUACGGGAUUGUCCCUUUCGCCAGACGGUUCUUACAUUCUGAGUAAUUCCAUGGACAAUACUCUUCGAAUUUGGGAUGUAAGGCCAUAUGCCCCGGCGGAAAGGUGCGUCAAGGUGUUCAAUGGCCAUCAGCAUAACUUUGAGAAGAACCUGUUGAGGUGUGCGUGGUCUCCGGAUGGAUCGAAGAUAAGCAGCGGCUCCGCAGAUCGAUUCGUCUACAUUUGGGACACCACUUCGAGGAGAAUCCUCUACAAACUUCCGGGACAUAACGGAAGCGUUAAUGAUGUGGAUUUCCACCCGACAGAGCCAGUAAUCGUGUCUGCUUCGAGCGACAAAACCCUUUAUUUGGGAGAAGUCGAAGGGUAAUAAUUAAGUAUCUUAGACUUAGUAUAUUGUGGAAAAUAAAACACAUUUCCGCGCA
Aedes aegypti (yellow fever mosquito) is the source of this 1252-nucleotide messenger RNA. RefSeq names its product U5 small nuclear ribonucleoprotein 40 kDa protein-like. The transcript is spliced from 2 exons. Gene Ontology annotation, molecular function: protein binding; RNA binding. Gene Ontology annotation, cellular component: catalytic step 2 spliceosome. The record is from RefSeq and is a predicted model, not a curated record. Lineage: Eukaryota; Metazoa; Arthropoda; Insecta; Diptera; Culicidae. The coding region runs from base 142 to 1197 and encodes 351 amino acids.